GCCCCCAGCGCCGCGAGCCUGACGCCGGCGGCCGCGCCUCCGCCCCGGGAUACCUCCGCACCUGGGGCGCGCCCGCCGCCAGCGCCGCGGGGAUGGCACGGCCGGCGGAGGAGGGGGCGUGUGCCCGCGCCGCCGCGGCACCGGGAGACGACGGCGAGGAGAUGAACGGCAGGAAGGUGGCUCUGAUCACCGGCAUCACCGGGCAGGAUGGAUCGUACUUGGCUGAGUUCCUGUUGGAAAAAGGCUACGAGGUGCAUGGCAUCGUUCGUCGGUCUAGUUCUUUUAAUACAGGCCGGAUUGAACAUCUCUAUAAGAACCCACAGGCUCACAUUGAAGGAAACAUGAAGCUGCACUAUGGGGAUCUCACUGACAGCACCUGCCUGGUGAAGAUCAUUAAUGAAGUCAAACCCUCUGAAAUAUACAACCUGGGAGCUCAGAGCCAUGUCAAGAUUUCUUUCGACCUAGCAGAAUAUACUGCUGACGUUGAUGGGGUUGGCACCUUACGGCUCCUAGAUGCUAUUAAGACCUGUGGCCUUAUCAACUCUGUGAAGUUCUACCAAGCCUCCACCAGUGAACUUUUUGGAAAAGUGCAAGAAAUCCCGCAAAAGGAGACCACCCCUUUUUACCCAAGAUCGCCUUACGGGGCAGCAAAACUGUAUGCCUACUGGAUUGUGGUGAACUUCAGAGAAGCCUACAAUCUCUUUGCUGUGAACGGCAUCCUCUUCAAUCAUGAAAGCCCCAGGAGAGGGGCUAACUUUGUCACUCGAAAAAUUAGCCGAUCGGUAGCAAAGAUUCACCUCGGACAGCUGGACUGUUUCAGCCUGGGCAAUCUGGAUGCUAAGAGAGACUGGGGUCAUGCCAGAGACUAUGUUGAGGCCAUGUGGCUGAUGUUGCAAACGGAUGAGCCUGAGGACUUUGUCAUAGCUACUGGGGAGGUCCACAGUGUCCGCGAAUUUGUGGAGAAGUCCUUCAAGCACAUUGGAAAAACCAUUGUGUGGGAAGGGAAGAAUGAAAAUGAAGUGGGACGAUGCAAAGAGACUGGCAAGAUUCAUGUGACAGUCAAUCACAAGUACUACAGGCCAACUGAAGUGGACUUUCUGCAAGGCGACUGUACCAAAGCGAGGCAAAAGCUGAACUGGAAGCCAAGAGUCACGUUUGAUGAGCUGGUGAGAGAGAUGGUAGACGCUGACGUGGAGCUCAUGAGGAACAAUCCCAAUGCCUGAUCCCUUGCUGGGCUGGGCAGGCAUCACAGGACCCAUGCCAGGGAUACAACCCAUGGGCAGCACUGCCAUGAGCCACCAGGACGUGGCUCCCUGUGACGGUUUUAUUGUUGGCCUGCCUAUGUGUGCAAACCCAGUUUUAUCCCUCCCUCCACCCUCCACAUCCUCCCAGUGCCUCUCUCUCCACAGAUCAUCCCAGGGUCAGCCCUGCCUGGACUAACUCUGUAUCCUGCCAUUAAUUAGAGAAGGGUCAUGCUGAACCUGAAAUAUCAACCAGGCAACAAGCCCACUGAUUUAAUUUUUUAAUUAAGACUCAUCUUUCUAUUACCUACAACCUCCAACACGUUUUUAGUACUUUCUCCCAUUUGAGAAACAAAGCAUCCCCUGCCCUCCACUCCAAUCUCCCUCUCCUCCAACAACAUCAGCAAACCUCUGGCACUAACGUGGGCUCGCCAUCCCUUCAGACCUCCCCUCCACGGCUUCCCCUCUUUGGCCUUUCCUGAACACCCGUUCGUUUUCUUUUCUGCAGCCUUACCUCCACCCCAGCAGCCCAUUUCCACCACUUGAACUCUGAAAAAGUUUGGAUAACUGAUAUAACUUGCAGUGAAAUCGCCUUUUGACCAUGCCGAAUUAAUUCCUAAUUGCUGGAAUCGCUUUCAAACCAGUCAAGCCAUGGCUUGAAUGCGUUUUUCAGAUCUUCAUUUCAGAGUGUGCAUGAGUCACAGAAAGCCUUUUUCUCCCGCACCACCUCAAUCCGAGGGGUUUAGGGUGUUUUGGUUUCUGACCCACUCUCCCUAGAAUCACCCCAUUCCCCUUCCACCCUUUUCCUGCUUACUAUAAUUAAACCUCAGACGGGAACUUGAACCAUCUCAAAAGAUGACUAAAGAAAUAAAAACAAAAUAAAUAAAAAAGCUUUUAAAAAAAUAGAAACUU
Myiozetetes cayanensis is the source of this 2153-nucleotide messenger RNA. It is a transcript of the gene GMDS, whose product is annotated as GDP-mannose 4,6-dehydratase. The record is from RefSeq and is a predicted model, not a curated record. Gene Ontology annotation, molecular function: GDP-mannose 4,6-dehydratase activity. The transcript is spliced from 11 exons. Gene Ontology annotation, biological process: GDP-mannose metabolic process. NCBI's taxonomy places the organism in Eukaryota, Metazoa, Chordata, Aves, Passeriformes, Tyrannidae. The coding region runs from base 93 to 1223 and encodes 376 amino acids.